UAUGAUAAACAAUGGGUUAAUUAUUAACUGUUGUUUUAAAUAUCAAAUUGUUACAGGGAUCUAACGAAAGAACUGUACAUUAUAUAAAGCACUAAAUGCAUUAUCUUAAAAAUAAUUUGAUAACAUGUAACUGAUCAUUUAAUUUUCAUUACAUGAUUUCAUUACAAAGUAUUUUUAAAGCACAUCUAGAUUUCGUUUUUGCUAACUAAACGUUUUCUCAUUUUUUAAAUUUAAAGAAAUAAAAUUUACAAAGUGUUUUGUUACAUCUUUCUGACUUCAUAAAGUUGAGGUAUUUCCACAGCCAUUGGAAGCCAUAAAAAAGGCACAAUUCGGUCAUGAGGAAAAUAUUGGAUAUCAUGGGUAACAUAAAAAAACACAGGGGCAUAUAGGAAAAGGGAUAUCAUUUUUAAUCUCAAUGGUCAUUCUUAAUAUUUCUUACAUGUAACAUGUACUAUAAAAUCUAACAGUGUAGAUUCAGAUAAAAAAAAAACAAACAAAAAUUCCUGAUAAAGGAAAAUUUAACUUGAGACAGUUAAGAGGAGAAACAGACAAAAAGCAGGCAGGAUGUAACAGUGGCAUAUGGAAACCGACAGAACAUUUUUAGAAGGAAGUGUCCGUAAACAGCAAUGUUAAUUCCGUAAUAUAAUCAUAUUUGGUUAUGUCAAUGUUUUCUUCUAUGAGUUAAAAUUUUAAAACGUAGAAUUGAGGUAAAACCCGGCUACAAAAUCAACUCUUUACUUCCGGAUAUUGGAUGAACUAAGCGAUUUAUUAAAAAAAAUCCGCAUAUAGCUUUUAAAGCAUUUUUAAAUGUCUGUCAAAAUAUAAUGCACCAACCGUUUAGCUAUGUAUAUUGUGACCUCACUGAGUACUGAUGCGAUGAAUGUUCAAAACCAAAACUUCCUGGUUAAAAUGAAAGCGCCUUGUUUGUUGAUAUUGAUUGUGAUGCAAUUAUCAAGGAUAGCCGAUUGCUGUUCUUCAAAUAUCAACAUAGAUAACGCCUUUGUAUCAUGUUUGACCAACAAUGUGUCAUGUAAUGCUGAAUGCUACCGAGGCUAUAUAUUCCCUAGUGGAUCCACAAAGGAAAACUAUAGCUGUCAGAACGGAACAUGGCCACCUAUGUUAUCCUCUUGUAAACGAAUCCCUUCAGUUUCUGUUACGUAUUCAGCCAUUUGGGCUUUUGGUGAGGUUUUAACAUCAAAUUGUUCCAAUAUAUCAUCACUGUUAGACAACCUACAAGAGACACUAGAAGAGACACUCGCCCAAAAUUGCCGAUUACUGAAUAUAAAUGCCACUGUACAAUUUACGCAUUCAUUUUUGGCCUUUCAGGUACGCACAAACUUCAUAGCUGUGUAUCAUAAUUUUUCAAACUGGAAAGAGUUCGACGUAUGCAUUGAUUAUAAUCGCGACUCGUUUAGUAAUCUUCAAGUUAUUAAGUCAAUGUUUAAAGGUGUCACUUGCGGGAAUUUAAACACAAGUAAUACAAUCCGUAAAGAUCUGUUUGUCGAAGAAUCCUAUGAUAUUUGUCCCAGUGCAACAAAACUCUACAAUGUGUCGACCUCUGAGGAUGGAAUGUACAUACGAUAUUGUGGUAACUCUCUAUUCAAUAGUCAUGAUUUUACAGACAUAGACUCAACUCUAACAACGACAAAAUUGUCAACAGAACCAACACAAAUGAGAACUUCGGAAAGCCCGACCAUACAGACUGAAGUUUCUUUUACCGGUAAUAACUUCAAUACCAGUCAAAGAACAUCUCUAGAAAAGGAAGUUUUGCAAACCGAUAAAACAUCCAACAUCAAUCAUGGUACAACUUUGGGGACAGAAGUCUCAUCAACCAAUCAAAGCUCUAGAGUUAACAGUAGUCAAAUCACAACAAUUACAUCCUUGUCCGAUGAAAAGGAGCUUAAAAUCAAUUCAAUUAUCUACAUCGCCGCACCCACAGGAGGAGUAUUUCUGAUUUCCCUUAUAAUCACCUUCAUAGUUUGCUCACGAAAGAGAGGAAAAGAUCCAGAAAACCUAACAGAUGAUAUGAAAAUGACACGUGACCCAACACAUAGAAAAGACGAAACAAGUUUUAAAGGAGAUAUGAUAGAAAACGAACUUUACAAGAGCGCAGAUGACGUAUUGGAUCGGGAUAAUAAUGGAGAUACAACACAGGCUGCGUCUGAUGAUUAUUCUACGGCACCAUAUUCGAAAGAGAAAAACAAAAAUCAAAUGAAAGUGGAACAAGAAGAAUAUUCGUAUCCGUCUAAAAUAUCAAAUUUCAAGGAGGCGCGGGUCAAUGUUGUGUUUGAUGAUGACACGGAAGGCGAUCUAGAUGUCAAAGCAAGCGAUGUCUUUCAGACACCAAAUCAUGAAUCUGAAAAUUCUUGCGAUUAUGCUGUAGUCAACAAAUCAAGAAAAAUGUAAAUGAGAAAAUAAAUUGAUUUGUCAGCAAUAUGUUACAUUUUUGCAAUGUAUUUCUCAUUCUACUGUGUAAAGUUUAACUUUGUUUAAAAAACGGUAGAAAAUGUUUCUAAAAUAUAGACAAAACAAGAAUUGGCAUUUGUAACAUGAAGUAUAAAAGGUGUCAGUACAUAAAAUUUGACAAUAUUGAGUGUCACUAUAUUAGUUUUCAGAGAGAAAAAUUCACUAAAGUUGUUUAUAAAUUGUUUUGCUGAAAGUGGUUGUACAUAAAAGUUGACUGAAAAAUAUAA
Magallana angulata is the source of this 2693-nucleotide messenger RNA. RefSeq lists its product as uncharacterized. NCBI's taxonomy places the organism in Eukaryota, Metazoa, Mollusca, Bivalvia, Ostreida, Ostreidae. The record is from RefSeq and is a predicted model, not a curated record. The transcript has 7 exons. The coding region runs from base 844 to 2406 and encodes 520 amino acids.